UCAACAUGGGCUCCUUCUUUGAUGCCACCACCGACAUCACCGGCGACGAGCAAGCAGGCAUGCAUGCCAUGCAACUCGUGACCUCCUACGUAGUCCCCAUGACCUUGAAAGCAGCCAUUGAGCUCAACCUCUUCAACAUCAUCUCCACUUCCCCCACCCCUCUUUCCGCCACCGAGAUCACCUCCCUCCUCCCUUCCUCCACCCCUUCAACCCCACUCAUGCUUGACCGCAUCCUCCGCCUCCUCUCCAGCCACUCCAUCCUCACUUGCUCCCUCUCCACCGACGAUCCCAUCUCCGGCGCCAUCACCCGCCGUUACAGCCCUUCCCCAGUUGUCAAAUUCCUUGUCCAAAACAAAGAUGGUGUUUCUUUAUCCCCUUUUGGUCUGUUACUUGAUAAGGUCCUAAUAGAACCCUCGUACUAUCUUAAGGACGCUGUCCUUAAUGGAGGGGACCCCUUCAACAUGGCUCAUGGCAUGACUUCGUUUGAAUACCAUGCCAUUGAUCCAAGAUGCAACAAGCUAUUCAAUGAAGCCAUGAAGAGCCAUUCAGUGAUUGUAAUGAAUGGAAUUCUUGAAAAGUAUAGAGGGUUUGAUGAUGUUAAGGUUCUUGUUGAUGUUGGUGGUGGUGUUGGUGCAACUCUUGCUCAGGUUGUUGCUAAACAUAAACAUAUUAAGGGUAUUAAUUUUGACCUCCCUCAUGUUAUCUCUGAAGCGCUCACUAUUCCAGGUGUGGAGCAUGUUGGUGGGGACAUGUUUGAGAGUGUCCCAAGUGGUGAUGCCAUCCUCAUGAAGUGGAUUCUACAUGACUGGAGUGAUGAGCAUGGACUGAAAAUCUUGAAAAAAUGCUGGAAAGCUCUGCCUGCAAAUGGAAAAAUGAUACUGGUAGAGUACAUGCUUCCAAUGGCCCCAGAAAGCACACAUGCAUCACAAACUGUACUUCAACUGGACAUGAUCAUGUUGGCUAAUAAUCCUGGUGGUAAAGAGAGGAGUGCACAAGAGUUUGAGUCCAUGGCCAAACAAGCUGGUUUUUCAGCAAUGAAACCUCAUUUCAGUUUUGUUGGUGUUUGGCUUAUUGAACUUUAUAAGUAGAUGGUUCUUAUAUUUUGUUGUCUAUCUAUAUCUUUACUUUUAUCGGUUAAUAAAAGAAAUUAGUGUUGAUUUGCACUAGUGAAUAUUGAUGCAAUUUUUUUAUUCUAUAUGUUAGUGAUGGAUGUAGUCCAAUAUUGUAAUGCACUUGUUUGCCUAUAAUAAAGAA
This is a messenger RNA of Dioscorea cayenensis subsp. rotundata (Guinea yam), 1254 nucleotides long. RefSeq names its product tricetin 3',4',5'-O-trimethyltransferase-like. The coding region runs from base 6 to 1088 and encodes 360 amino acids. The record is from RefSeq and is a predicted model, not a curated record. The transcript has 3 exons. Gene Ontology annotation, biological process: methylation. NCBI's taxonomy places the organism in Eukaryota, Viridiplantae, Streptophyta, Magnoliopsida, Dioscoreales, Dioscoreaceae. Gene Ontology annotation, molecular function: protein dimerization activity; S-adenosylmethionine-dependent methyltransferase activity; O-methyltransferase activity.